ACGCCGGAAGUCGGAAGUGGGAGCCGGUCCCCGCCGCCAGGGCCCGCGGGAGCUGCCUGCCUGAGUGCCGGUCGCGCCCCUGAGUGCAGGGGUCCUCGGGGCGCUCCCUGAUGCCGAGCACGCGGCUUCUGGUGCUCUUCGGCAGCCAGACGGGCACAGCCCAGGAUGUGUCGGAGAGGCUGGGCCGCGAGGCGUGGCGCCUGGGGCUCGGCUGUCGCGUGCAGGCCCUGGACUCCUACCCCAUGGUGAAUCUGAUUAAUGAGCCCGUGGUGAUAUUUGUUUGUGCAACUACAGGCCAAGGAGAUCCCCCGGACAACAUGAAGAACUUCUGGAGGUUCAUCUUCCGGAGGAACCUGCCGUCGGCCUCCCUCUGUCAGAUGGACUUUGCUGUCCUGGGCCUCGGGGACUCGUCUUACGCCAACCGUGUCCUAGGAGAGAAUGCUGUUGUUUUGCACUCUUUCCUGGAGAAGUACAGAAGGCUUUGUGUUCAAGGGUUCAACUUUGUGGCCAAGAAGCUGUACCGACGGCUCUUGCAGCUCGGGGGCAGCGCCCUCCUGCCCGUGGGCCUGGCCGAUGACCAGCACGAGCUGGGGCCUGACGCGGCCAUCGACCCCUGGCUGCGUGACCUGUGGGAGAAGGUGCUGGGGCCACAUGCUGUGCCCUCUGACCUUGACCUGACCCUGUCCAGAGUCCCUUGGCCCUCCAAGUUCACCCUGCAGUUCCUCCAGGAGACCCGCAGCACGUGCUCAGAGGAGCUGUGUGUAGCCAGGACGGACCCUCAGGGACCCCCUUCAGAGCUACAGCCCUUCCUGGCACCCAUGGUCACCAAUGAGAGAGUCACCGGCCCCUCACACUUCCAGGAUGUGCGGCUGGUGGAGUUCGAUGUGGCAGGCUCUGGGAUCAGCUUUACAGCUGGAGACGUGGUGCUGAUCCAGCCCGAGAACACGGCCAGCCACGUGCAGCAGUUCUGCCAGGCGCUGGGCCUGGACCCCGACCAGCACUUCACGCUGCAGCCCCGGGAGCCGGGUGUCCCUUGGCCCGCACGGCUGCCCCAGCCCUGCUCCGUGCGGCUCCUGGUGUCCCAGCACCUGGACAUCACCAGUGUGCCCCGUCGCUCCUUCUUUGAGCUCCUGGCCUGUCUCUCCCCCGAUGAGCUGGAGCGGGAGAAGCUGCUGGAGUUCAGUUCUGCCCGGGGCCAGGAGGAGCUGUGCGAGUACUGCACCCGGCCCCGCAGGACGGUCCUGGAGGUGCUGUGCGACUUCCCGCACACGGCUAGCGCCAUCCCCCCGGACUACCUGUUGGACCUCAUCCCCCUGAUCCGGCCACGGGCCUUCUCCAUCGCCUCCUCUCUGCUGGCCCGCCCCUCGAGGCUGCAGAUCCUCGUGGCCGUGGUGCAGUACCGGACACGCCUCACGGAGCCCCGCCGGGGCCUCUGCUCCAACUGGCUGGCGUCUCUGGACCCUGGGCAAGGACCUGUUCGGGUGCCCCUGUGGGUGCGGUCUGGGGGCCUGACAUUCCCAAAGACACCCGACACGCCUGUGAUCAUGGUGGGGCCUGGCACAGGCGUGGCCCCCUUCCGAGCCGCCAUCCAGGAGCGAGUGGCCCGGGGUGAGACCGGAAACGUCUUGUUCUUCGGCUGCCGCCAGCGGGACCAGGACUUCUACUGGGAGGCCGAGUGGAAGGAGCUGCAGACGCGGGGCUGCCUGACCCUCGUCACGGCCUUCUCCCGGGAGCAGGUGGGCGGUGUGAGGGGGGCGGGGAGGGACGUCCGGGGCGGAGACUCACCCACCCCCACCCUGCAGGAGCAGAAGGUGUACGUGCAGCACCGGCUCCGGGAGCUCGGGCCGUGGGUGUGGGAGCUGCUGGACCAGCGAGGUGCUCACUUCUACUUGGCAGGCAAUGCCAAGUACAUGCCGGCGGAUGUGUCGGAUGCCCUGACAUCCAUCUUCCGGGAGGAGGGCGGGCUUUCCGGCCCCGAUGCAGCCGCCUACCUCACCAGGCUCCAGCGGACACUGCGUUUUCAGACUGAGACGUGGGCCUGAGGAGGAGCCAUCCCACCGCUGGCCACGGCCACUCUCACCGCUGCUCGCUGGGGGGCGUUGUUACCUCUCGCCCUGACCAGUCCCAGCCUGGAGGACAGUCAGCUCUCCUUCCUGCCCGGACCCCAAGUAGCACACACCUUCCCCGCCCUCCUCCAGGAAAGCCUCAGCAAUAAAUGACGGGCUCUGGGUGGCUGCUUC
Molecule: messenger RNA, 2240 nt
Organism: Hippopotamus amphibius kiboko
Lineage: Eukaryota; Metazoa; Chordata; Mammalia; Artiodactyla; Hippopotamidae
Gene: NDOR1
Product: NADPH dependent diflavin oxidoreductase 1
Exons: 14
Coding region: 111-2042 (643 amino acids)
Cellular component (GO): cytosol
Molecular function (GO): NADPH-hemoprotein reductase activity; flavin adenine dinucleotide binding; FMN binding
Source: RefSeq, a predicted model, not a curated record